AUGGUCGCCCCGCAGAUGCUCCUGCUCCGGUCCCUCGCGGUGGUCCUGUCGCUGCCGCUGCUGCUGCUGCUGCUUCCCCAGGCUCAGCCGGCGGGUGUCUUCGAGCUGCAGAUCCAUUCUUUCGGUCCGGGGCCCGGCCCAGGGGCCCCACAGUCCCCCUGCGGCGCCCGGGGGCUCUGCCGCUUGGUCUUCAGGGUCUGCCUGCGGCCCGGGGGCUCGGAGGAGGCGGCCGAGGCUCCAUGCGCCCUGGGCGCGGCGCUCAGUGCCCGCGGCCCCGUCUACACCGAGCCGCCCAGGCAGCCUGCGCCCCACCUGCCGCCGCCUGACGGCCCCCUGCUCCUGCCCUUCCGGGGUGCCUGGCCGGGCACCUUCUCUCUCAUCAUCGAAACCUGGAGAGAGGAGUUAGGAGAACAGAUUGGAGGGCCCGUCUGGAGCCUGCUGGCGCGUGUGGCCGGGCGGCGCCGCCUGGCGGCCGGGGGCCCGUGGGCCCGGGACGUGCAGCGCGCAGGCGCCUGGGAGCUGCGCUUCUCCUACCGCGCGCGCUGCGAGCCGCCCGCCGUCGGGGCUGCGUGUGCGCGUCUCUGUCGCUCGCGCAGCGCCCCCUCGCGGUGCGGACCUGGAUUGCGCCCCUGCGCGCCGGUGGAGGACGAGUGCGCGGCACCACUGGUGUGUCGGGCAGGCUGCAACCCAGAGCACGGCUUCUGUGAGCUGCCUGGUGAAUGUCGCUGCCUAGACGGCUGGACUGGGCCCCUCUGCACCGUCCCUGCCCCUGCCAGCAGCUGCCUCAGCCCCAGGGGCUCGCCGUCCUCUGCCAUCACUGGAUGCCUCGUACCCAGGCCUGGACCUUGCGAUGGAAACCCCUGUGCCAAUGGGGGCAGCUGUAGUGAGACACCUAGCUCCUUCGAAUGCGCCUGUCCCCGGGGCUUCUACGGUUUGCGCUGUGAGGUGAGCGGGGUGACGUGUGCUGACGGGCCCUGCUUCAAUGGAGGCCUGUGUGUGGGAGGCGCAGACCCGGACUCGGCCUAUGUCUGCCACUGCCCUCCUGGUUUCCAAGGCUCCAACUGUGAGAAGAGGGUGGACCGCUGCAGCUUGCGGCCCUGCCAGAAUGGCGGCCUCUGCCUGGACCUCGGCCACGCCCUCCGCUGCCGCUGCCGCGCGGGCUUCGCGGGGCCCCGCUGUGAACACGACCUGGACGACUGCGCCGCCCGCGCAUGCGCUAACGGCGGCACGUGCCUGGAGGGCGGCGGCGCGCGCCGCUGCUCGUGCGCGCUGGGUUUCGGCGGCCGCGACUGUCGGGAGCGCGCGGACCCCUGCGCCGCGCGCCCCUGCGCCCACGGCGGUCGCUGCUACGCGCACUUCUCCGGCCUCGUCUGCGCCUGCGCGCCCGGCUACAUGGGCCCGCGCUGCGAGUUCCCAGUGCACCCCGACGGCGCGGAGGACGACGGCGCAGGCGCAUUGCCCGCGGCCCCACAGGGAGGACAGGAGGACCCGCAGCGCUUCCUGUGGCCGCCGGCUUUGGCCCUGCUGGCGGCCGCGGGCUUGGCCGGUGUCGCGCUCUUGCUGAUGCACGUGCGGCGCCGCGGCCCCGGCCACGAUACAGCGUCGCGCUUGCUGGCGGGCACCUCGGAGCCGUCGGUGCUCGCGCCCCCCGACGCGCUCAACAACUCGACGGCGCACGAGGGUGCGGGGGACUGCGCGAGCCCGUCUGCAGACUGGACUCGCCGGGAAGAUGGAGACUCACGUUCGAUUUAUGUCAUAUCAGCUCCUUCCGUCUACGCCCGCGAGGCCUGACUGCCCUUUCUCCAUCAGAGCCUGGAGACAGAGCCUGGAUUUGUUUUUCUUUUUGUAUUUACUUGGUGGUGCCUAUGUCUACCUUGAACUUGUUGGAAGUCAAAGUUGGAAAGGGUGGCUGGGAGGAUUUCACCAUUGGAAAUUGUACAUAAUGGUUAUUUAUCUUUUUUUUUUUUUUAACUUCUCCCCACCCAGAGACAUCUAUAAAGGCUCUUAUUUUUUAUUAUCUUUGACUCCUCAGGCUGAAUGAUAUUUUCAUAUUGGGGUUGCAAAGGGGAAUUAUUGCCUCUGGAGAAUAGUAGGACAGUGCUAUAAGGGUCAGAAACUAUUCAAAGUGGUUUGAGAAAAAAAGGAAUUUAUUUUUAUGGAGACAAAUUGAGAGGGAAAAAGGGCGUAGGAAGGGGGGAGAAAAAUGAGACACUUGGGAGUUGGGCGGUAGCACAGUGGGUUAAGUGCAAGUGGCAUGAAGCGCAAGGACCGGGAUAAAGAUCCUGGUUCAAGAUCCCGGCUCACCACCUGCAGGGUGUCGAUUCACAGGCGGUGAAGAAGGUCUGCAGGUGUCUUUCUCUCCCCUUCUAUGUAUUCCCCUCCUCUCUCUGUCCUAUCCAACAACAAUGACAUCGGUAACAACAAUAAUAAUAACUACAACAACCAUAAAAAUCAACAAGGGCGGGAGUUGGGCGGUAUCGCAGCGGGUUAAGCACAGGUGGCGUGAAGCACAAGGGCCGGCAUAAGGAUCCCUGUUUGAGCCCCUGUCUCCCCACCUUCAGGGGAGUCGCUUCACAAGCGGUGAAGCAGGUCUGCAGGUGUCUAUCUUUCUCUCCCCCUCUCUGUCUUCCCCUCCUGUCUCCAUUUCUCUCUGUCCUAUCCAACAACAAUGAUAUCAGUAACAACAAUAACAACCACAACAAUAAAACAACAAGGGCAACAAAAGGGAAUAAGUAAAUAAAUAAAAAAUCAACAAGGGCAACAAAAGGGAAAAUAAAAAAAAAUAUUUAAAAAAAUAAAAAAGAAAAGUAAAAGAAAAAUGAAACACUUGCAGCUCUGCUCCAUCACUCAGGAAACCUCCCCCUGCAGGUGGGGACCGGGUGUUUGAACUUAGGUCUUUGCACACUUAAUGUGUGUGCUCAACUGGUGUGCCCCUCCCCCAAGAUAACUCAUUCCUAAAACAAACAAGAAGAAUCCUGUGGUAGAUACCAGCACUCAGUGCCUUGGGUGUCUUUAACUUGACCUUAGUAUCCGGUUUAUCACAUGGCCUUGCCUGAGCUAAUGCCUUUCUCCCUCUGGUAUGACUUAUUCUGGUCAUCCAGUGUCUAGUGCG
Messenger RNA from Erinaceus europaeus (western European hedgehog), 3112 nucleotides. RefSeq names its product delta like canonical Notch ligand 3 (gene DLL3). Bases 1 to 1791 code for a protein of 596 amino acids. Gene Ontology annotation, molecular function: calcium ion binding. Gene Ontology annotation, biological process: establishment or maintenance of epithelial cell apical/basal polarity; multicellular organism development; heterophilic cell-cell adhesion. The record is from RefSeq and is a predicted model, not a curated record. The transcript is spliced from 9 exons. NCBI's taxonomy places the organism in Eukaryota, Metazoa, Chordata, Mammalia, Eulipotyphla, Erinaceidae. Gene Ontology annotation, cellular component: protein-containing complex; plasma membrane.